CAGGAAUUCAGAAGGAGUGCUCACACGGCGACUCAGCAGGGCGAGAGGGGGGAAGACUCAUAGGUUUGUGAGGAUUAGAUGGUAAUGUUGCGGAUUCUGCGGACAGCAGUGUGACCGUCAUGGAUGAUGUGGACGCAGUGAGUUUGGACAGUGUGGCUGCCUCAGCACAGAGAGCAAACACUGCAGGGACAAGUGAAGAGACAGUAAACAGCAGUCUGGACUGUGAGGACAAUGCAAACGGAAUAGAAACUGAGGCUGUUAGCGGUGGGAGAGUUAUCAGAAAACACACACACCCUAUGAGUGCAGCCAUGGCUGACAGUGUGGACAGCGUGAGGGACGGCGAGGAGAGUGCUGACGCUGUUGGUACAGAGGACAGUGCUGAUCCCACAGACAGCAGGAGUAUGGAAGUCGAUGACCCUGCGGAUCGUGUGGAUCAAAGUCUCAAGGACGACAUCAACGGCUGCGAGAGUGACGGUGACAGCACCAGUGAGGGAACGUGUCUGGAGGCCAUGACACCUUGCGGGCAGGACUAUUACCUGAGGCUGGGCGUCACCCCUCGACGGCGCUCCGCCCUGCGCCUCUCACGCAUCAUAGCCCGCCAGCAGCUGCUACGGAGGCUGGCACAAGAGAUUGAGGCGAAGGAGGCUUGUGAUUGGCUUAGAGCAGCAGGAUUUCCACAGUACGCCCAGCUCUAUGAAGAUUCCCAGUUUCCAAUUGAUAUUUCCUCAGUGAAAAGGGACCACGACUUUCUGGACCGGGAUCUGGUGGAGCCUCUGUGUCGACGUCUGAAUACUCUCAACAAGUGUGCCUCCAUGAAACUGGAUGUCAGCCACCCCAAGAAGAAAGGUGAUGAAUCUGAUGAGGAUGACCCAUUGGCCAUCAGUAAAAGAUGGACAUUCGAGUGGAGCAGCCGACGUUGGUCUCGUCUGCAAGACUUCCUGUUGGACAGCACCAAUGAAAGCAGCCCGACAGGUCAGGGGGAGGGUCUGCACAGCACAGUGAGCAGCGAGAGUGUGCUGACUGACUUGAGCGAGCAGGAGAUCACAGAAAUCUCCUCACUGCACAGUGAGGACUCUGCCUCCGCCAUGCCUGACUCCAUCUCUAUGGCGUCUCUCUCAGCUUCCUACCAACCGCCCAGGGAACUUCCACACUACAACUCCCUGCCAAUCAAGAGCAGCCGCCAUGGGCAGGGAGGGCGGAGUAAAGCCAAAGAGUUUUUGCGUCGCAUGGAAAUAAUGCGUACUUGGGGGCCGUCGACGAGGCGGAAAAGCUCGAAUCGCAGGCCGCCGCUGGUCAUCAGUGGGCCGGUUUUGCAGGGGGAGGAGCCUCAGGCGCUGCAGAUGCUCCAGUGUACUCCCAUCAGCCAAUUACAACACAACCACCAAACUGAUGGUGACACUCCCUCUGCCUCCCUCACCAAUGACUGUAAAGACCAGUCCACGGUGAGUGUGAGCCCCAGCAGUGAGACAGUGGUGCCCAGUGUGAAGGAGCCCGUGUGUGCAAAACCUCGCACUGCCAGCAAGAGAAGCAGCAUGUAUCUGGAAGAUAUGGAGCUGCCUUCUCAGGGUAAGAGGACUGAUGGACAGAGCCAGUUUGGCAGAAACCAAUUUCACUCAUAUGAAAACCUCCUCAUUCACAUCCCCAAAGACCAUAAACCAGGCACUUUUCCAAAAGCUCUAUCCAUAGAGAGCCUGGCACCUUCCCCCGAUGACAGGAACAAUGGCCCCCAGAUACAGGCCCAAACUUCUCUGCCUAACAAUGGCCUAGGUGAGCCCUGGUCUGGUAAACCUCUCUCCAAGCCCCCCUGUCCCGGAGCUCCUCGGGGCAGCAGGGUGAGUGUUUACGACAACGUGCCGGGCUCCCACCUUUACGCCAGCACAGGAGACCUGCUGGACUUAGAGAAAGAGGACAAUCUGUUCCCUCACCUAGACGACAUCAUCCAGCACGUCAGCGGUUUGCAGCAAAUCGUGGACCACUGGAGCCGCAGCGUGCUGCCUGAGGGUGAGGCAGGGGAGGGGGAGGAGGAAGGGGAGGGCAGGACCACCCCCAGUGAAGGCGAGAGAGAUGGGGUCUCCUUGAACGACACUGAUUCGACAGGGACCAGUCGGGAGAGGCGGGACUCUGGAGUCGGGGCCUCACUGACGAGACCACGUCUACGAUGGCCCAGUUUCAGAACCUCCGAUCACCUCAACCAACCAGCAUCUUCACUGCAGAUCAGCAGCCAAUCAGCAGGCCAGCUCAGCCUGCUGCAGAAGUUCUCUCUGCUCCGCCUCACCGCCAUCAUGGAGAAAUACUCGAUGUCUAAUAAACAUGGCUGGACAUGGUCUGUGCCCAAGUUUAUGAAGCGCAUGAAGGUGCCAGACUACAAAGAGAGGAGUGUGUUUGGUGUCCCCCUCAUCAUUCACGUCCAGCGCUGUGGUUUUCCGCUCCCUCCGUGUUUACAGCAGGCCCUUGGCCACCUCAGAACACACUGUCUGGACCAGGUGGGACUGUUCCGUAAGUCCGGUGUGAAGUCCCGUAUUCAGGCUCUGCGGCAGCAGUGUGAGCUGACUCCAGACUCCGUGAGCUACGAAGACCAAUCAGCGUACGACGUGGCCGACAUGGUCAAACAGUUCUUCAGAGACUUGCCGGAGCCUUUGCUAACGAGCAAGCUAGGGGAAACCUUCCUGCAUAUUUAUCAGUACGUCCCAAAGGAGCAGAGGUUACAGGCUGUCCGAGCGGCCAUUCUGUUGAUGCCAGAUGAAAACCGGGAGGUUCUGCAGACGUUGCUCUACUUCCUGCGUGAUGUCACAUCCUUGGUGGAGGAGAACCAGAUGACGCCAAUGAACCUGGCUGUUUGUCUGGGGCCUUCGCUCUUCCACCUCAGCAUACUGAAGAACGAGACGCUGUCGCCAAGGUCAAUCCAGAGGAAGUACACCACGGGCCGCCCCGAUCAGAAGGACCUGAGUGAGAACCUGGCCGCCACCCAGGGCCUGGCACACAUGAUCACUGAGUGCCAGCGUCUCUUUCAGAUCCCAGAGGAGAUGGUGACCCAGUCUCGCAAUUCCUACAUGGAGGCUGAGCUGAUGGUGCCCCCCCUGGACGAGCUGUGCAAGGCCCACGAGGAGGAAGUGGAUGAGGAUGAAGAAGAGGAGGAUGAGGAAGGAUCCUAUCAUGCGCAUCUAGAAAGGCUGGUCCAGAAUCUGCUGGAGGAGGCCAAAGAUAAGAGCAAAGGCUGGGUGUCUCGCUCAACUACUGACCACACGGAACUGGCAUUUAAAAAGGUUGGAGACGGUAACCCCCUGCGGCGGUGGCGAGUGUGCAUCGAGGUGUCAGCAACUCCCGGUGAGGUGCUGCAGCGGCUGCUCAGAGAGCGCCCCCUGUGGCAGACUGAGCUACAGCAGGAGAAGGUUGUGGAGACGCUGGAUAAACAAACAGACGUGUACCAGUACUCCUGCCGCAACAUGGCACCUCAACCCAGCUGUGACUACGUGGUACUAAGAUCAUGGCGUACAGACCUGUGUAAAGGCUCCUGCGCGCUGGUGUGUGUGUCCGUGGAACACGACGACAGCCCACGCAUGGGAGCAGUGAGGGGGGUGGUGCUGGAGUCACAGUACCUCCUCGAGCCCUGUGGGACUGGGAGGACCAGGCUCACGCACAUCUCCAGAGUGGACCUCAGGGGAAGGUCUCCCGAAUGGUACAACAAGGCUUUUGGUCACCUGUGUGUUAAUGAGGCCCAGAUGAUCCGCGCCUCUUUUCACCCGCCGGAUCAGACGAGCACUGAGGCCAAGAUCUGAAACCCAGGAAUCAAGCUUUGUCUUGGGUCACACUACUAGAGCAGCUGGGCCUGAGAACCAGUGACCCAGGAGAGGAAUCAUCCAGGCAGUGGAGAUUUGGUGUCUUUUCAUGCUGCUGAGCCACACUGAGCUUUACUGUACCAUACUGUACUGAGUGACAGUCAUCCACACACACAAGGGAAGGAAAGAGCGCUUUCUGUCGUGUAUUCCAAUAAUUUCACCCAGACGUUUUUAACUUUACGACUUAUCACUAUUUAUUUAUCUUGUAAAUUAUGAUUUUACAAGUAGAGUUUCCAACUAAUUAGAUUUUCUUUGAAUAGCGAUUCAUUUUUCAUAUAAUUGGCUUGUAACGAUGUGUUUGCGCUGGGUCAUUUUUUUCCCAACUCCUCAUCUACUAACCCAACGUCUUGGAAAAAAGAUGACCUAAUAAGACAGCCAGCACGAGCAAGUGUGACCAUGAGACAGUUGCCAUAGUGUUAGGGUUAAUGUUUAAUCUGCAACAUCUUAAUUUGAUAUCACUUUAAUUGUUGUUGCCAUGGAGUGUACACCUGAAGCUUACAUGCUUAACUGUACCUGAUUUUGUCAUAUGUACAAUCAAAAAUGGGAUAAAAAAUACUGAUACUUAAAGUAAAAUAAUUUAAUUUGUAUUGAUUAAUUUGGGAAAUCCAUCAAAAACAAAAUAAACAAUAUCUAAUUCCAGCGAUAGCCACAAUUUUUAAGGAAUUUGUCCAUGUGUAAACUAAUGCAGACUGCUACUGAUUUUUUACUCCUCCUGCAAAGCUGUUAACUUAUCACUUACACAUGCACAUUUCUAAAAAUGCACUUAAUUAUGAUCAAGCCUUCUACAGGUAAUCCCAGUGCUCCCUGUCAAUAGGAAUGGCCAGGACCAGUACAAUGUGGGUACGUGUCAGCAUUACAUUGUGAAAAGUGCUCUAGUACAGGAACAAGCAAGUACACGAGGGAUCCAGAUCACACAAAGGGGAAACACUCAUCGGGUCCAUAAACGUGUUGUUAUGGAAGCAUUAUGUUGGAUAUCACUGUUGAUUGAGUUCCCUGUCACUAUUUUCAGUGUUAAUCUUAUCUAAAUGUUAUUUUAAAGUUAUUAUUGUCAUUAUAUCGAUGUAUAUGGUAUCACUUUUGCUUUUUUUUUUUUGCUGUCAUGUUAUACAAUGUCUAAGACAUGUGACCAUUUCACUGCUUCUGGGAAGCAUGUUUGAAAUUGUGUGUGUGUGUGUGUGUGUGUGUGUGUGCAUGGAUGUGCCCGUGUAUCUGCAUUUUAGAUAUACGUACAGCCUGUGUUGUAAAUAUAUAUGACGCUUUCUGUGCCAGCAGGUUAAACAUCAUAGCUCUUCAGGGUCUUCCUAUCAUAUUGAUACGCUGAAAUGUGAACUUUCUGCACACCAUCCUACUAAAGCAAUAGCAGACUAAAGCUUGCUCCGCCAUGGCACUGCCCUGGCUUUUUUUUGUUUUUUUUGUUCUGGCUGUAGGCAGCGUUGCUAUGGUGUUGCUAUAAUACAAUAUCUCUACAGUGCCACCAAAAUCGUGCGUGGAUGCUGUUUGCUGGGGAGCUGUGUGGCAUGUGUGUGCGUCUCUGUGUGUAAAUACGCGAGUAUGAGUGAGACAAAGAGUGAGUGAUUGAAUCUGACGUGGGCCCUCGGCUGUGUGGGAAAAGGCUCCAAACCUAGCUGAGUAGCUGAGACCAGGUCUGCUUGGUUGUUUCUGACAAAGUGACAAAAAACACAACCAUUGUUUCUAAACAAGAGAAUAAAAAGA
Chelmon rostratus (copperband butterflyfish) is the source of this 5549-nucleotide messenger RNA. RefSeq names its product StAR-related lipid transfer (START) domain containing 13a (gene stard13a). Gene Ontology annotation, biological process: regulation of Rho protein signal transduction; actin cytoskeleton organization; signal transduction. Gene Ontology annotation, molecular function: protein binding; GTPase activator activity; lipid binding. The coding region runs from base 120 to 3776 and encodes 1218 amino acids. The transcript is spliced from 14 exons. Lineage: Eukaryota; Metazoa; Chordata; Actinopteri; Chaetodontiformes; Chaetodontidae. The record is from RefSeq and is a predicted model, not a curated record.